Molecule: messenger RNA, 1188 nt
Organism: Polychytrium aggregatum
Lineage: Eukaryota; Fungi; Chytridiomycota; Chytridiomycetes; Polychytriales
Exons: 6
Coding region: 1-1188 (395 amino acids)
Molecular function (GO): acyltransferase activity, transferring groups other than amino-acyl groups
Source: RefSeq, a predicted model, not a curated record
AUGACUGCUCUCAAUCCCGCGCAGAGCCUUUCACCCUCGUCGCUGAUGCAGCGGGCGCUCUAUGCUGCUCUGGACUCGCUCGGCCUCAAGGUCAAAGACCUGAACGGUCUCAUUGCCGUGCCGAGUUUGGCUGAAUCGCAUUUCAUGGAAGCGCAUUACCUGGGCACCCAAGUCGGCCUUCUUCCGGGAAAGAGCGUGAUUGUUCGGACCGUCGACACUGGCGGUGCUGGCCCUGUUACAGGCUUGCUCGAGGCCCGCAGAAUGGUCGAAAACGAAGGCGUCGAUCUCGUAGCAGUAGUCGCCGGCGAUGCCGUCAAGGGCCUGUCGAGUCAAGAGUUCCUCAAGCGGGCCGACCAGUCGUGCUCCCACCCUGCUGCUGAACUACCCUCGCCUGUGAUUCCAAAUGGCUACGACCGGAUUGCUCGUUUCCAGAUGUCUAAAUAUGGCGUAACCCGCGACCAACUUGCCAGCUGUUCGGCGCUCAUGUCGAUCAUGGCCUCACGCCAUCCCUUUGCUCUCACCAAGAAGCCUCGCACCAUCGCCGACAUCCUUGCUGCCACAUCCGUCGCCCCAGUGACUUCCGUCCUGGAGUGUGCCCGCCGAGCCGAUGGCGGUGCAGCCAUCCUCGUUGCGUCAUCGCAGUUCCUUGCCAAGCGUGGCCUUCCGCGCGAUACGGGCGUCGUCAUCAUCGGCGGCGGCGAGGCCUCGGGCCCGCUGUAUCCACCCAAGGAAAUCGACACUAUCUCGGAGGAAAUGUUUUCGUGUGAAGAAGCGGCGGGCGUGGCCUACGAAGAGGCCCAGCUCGGCGUCCGCGACAUUGAUUUUUUCGGUCUCUAUGAUUGCUUCCCGAUCUGCCUGAUUCGAGCGGUUGAGGCGGUGGGGUUGGCCGAGAAGGGCCUUGGUGGUGUCUUUAUCGAGGAGAAGUAUCGCGAGAUUGCCGCUCGCGCAGCAGUCGACCCCGAGUUCCGCCCACAGGAUAUAUUCCCCGUCAACACUCACGGCGGUCUACUGGCUUUUGGUGCGCCCUGGGAGGUGCCUGCCAUGUACAACAUCAUCGAGGCAUUCCAUCAACUCACCAACUCGGCUGGCAAGCGCCAGGUCAAGGACGCUCGGCGGGCACUCGUUUACGGCAACGGCGGUAUCUUUUCGGCCUCGGCCGUGGCCAUCCUGGGAAAGGGAAAGUACUAG